GCAACAUAUAUGAUACAAUGAGCCUAUCACUAGCACUUGGAUACGGAUCGUCGUCAGAGUCGUCCUCAGAGUCAGAGUCCGAUGCGCCACGUAGACCCCCUGCCACAACUGAGAAGAAAGGAGGAUCAAGGCAGUCCACGCAGCCGUCACGUGCCCUCGACACAAAACUGGCGGAGAUUUUGCCGCCUCCGAGGACGUCGCCACAUCAGGCCGGCAGCAACGAAAUCCAAAUUGUUGCCGAUUUGCCACCCGGGCCCGACCCCGCUGCUGGUGUGUCGGCGACAGUGAAAGAGAAGUAUACAGACAAGUCGGACGUGCCCAGCGCAAAGCAUGGCGAGUUUUCGGAUCUAGCCAGUAUUCUACCUGCCCCUAGGGCUACUGCAUCCAGUGCAUCGAAGCAGCAGCAAGGCAACAAUACUGGCGUACGCGGUCAGCAAACCAACUCAGACCACGUCCCGCCUGUGUUGGUCCCGCACUCUGUAGCAUCCAGGAAACGCACACUAGGCCAUCCAGGAACAGACAAGGCUACAAAGCGUCACACCAAGUCACCCAGUUUAGAGAAAUCAGAAGCAAUGGCCACCCAUUCAUCUGUACAGUCUGCUGAACCCUCAGCCAGCCCCUUCUUUACGCUGUCGGAGCCCCCAUGCAACGUCACAUAUUCCGAUGAUAUGCGUCCGGAGCAGGACGGGUCGGGGAGUGCACACGAUUCCGAUGCUCCGGAUGCCCUGCAAAGCCAACACGAUGCUUCCUGGCUUGUAUACGAUGCAGCCAGCGGAUACUACUACGAUUACAUGACCAAUCAAUACCUUUAUUACGACACAGCCAGCGGUGUAUACAUCGAUGCUGCAGAGCUGUAUCCCGAGAUGCAGCAUGAGAACGAAGACGGCGAUCAGCAGCAGCCCUUGGCCACUGCUAUAGAUGAUGCUAGCCUGGAGGCGCUUAUUGGCCGCGGGGCGUUCAGGCGCGGCGAGGCAUUUGGGAUCAGCGCAGAUGCAGUCAGGGAUGUCUCUCAGCAAGCCCAGCUUGCUGACACAGAGAACUUUGAUGCCCGCACUGCUCAGGCUGCUGCUGCUGCGUCAUCUCGCCCGCAUGUGCCUCACAAGGGUGCUGUAGACAUUGACCAGAUCAGCAAGAAGCAGAAGCAGAAGCACAACAUCAUGUACCUUGCCAUGCAGUCGCAGGAGCAGGGGGCUCAGGUGAAGGCGGCUCAGGGGAAGACCCGUCAGGCGAAAAAGGACCGCCAGAUGCGCUAUGGAUUCUGAGCUAUGGACGACGCAAUCGAUAAGCGAGCGGUCGGCUGAGAUUCCGUCGCCCGGUAUAUACGGUGAAAUAUGAAUUCUACAUAUAUAGUUUUCCGGCGGCCUGAGGACCUCAUUUGGUUCUCAAGAUCGCUGCUUCUCUGAGCUUUGCAGCUAUGCACCAGGAGAAGAGCACAUUAGCUACCGCCUUGCAUACAAGUAGAGCCCACUUCACUUCACUUCACUUCACUUCAUGGCAAUAUCCAUAUGGCUAUUUCAAUAUACUAGAAAUGCUCUGCUCGCGAUGCAAG
This is a messenger RNA of Linderina pennispora, 1549 nucleotides long. RefSeq lists its product as uncharacterized. NCBI's taxonomy places the organism in Eukaryota, Fungi, Kickxellomycota, Kickxellomycetes, Kickxellales, Kickxellaceae. Gene Ontology annotation, cellular component: nucleus. The coding region runs from base 18 to 1262 and encodes 414 amino acids. The transcript is spliced from 2 exons. The record is from RefSeq and is a predicted model, not a curated record.